This is a messenger RNA of Aspergillus nomiae NRRL 13137, 2028 nucleotides long. RefSeq lists its product as uncharacterized. Lineage: Eukaryota; Fungi; Ascomycota; Eurotiomycetes; Eurotiales; Aspergillaceae. Bases 1 to 2028 code for a protein of 675 amino acids. The record is from RefSeq and is a predicted model, not a curated record. The transcript has a single exon.
AUGGCCGCCCUCCAAGAAGCCCUCGAAUGCCUCGCCCCAAUAACCUGGGACGACGUGCCCACCGACCCCUCCGCCCUUCGCGCCUACAUCAACGACCUCUCCACCAAAGCCCACCUCGUCGUCAACUCCGUCCCAGAACCUCCUCCAUCAACCACCGCCACUCCCAUCCACAACGUCAAACCCUCCCCCGCCAGACUCAACACCUCAGACCCAACCCUCCAAUCCCUCCAACAACAAUGGAGCAAACCCAUCAAGGUCUCCAGCACAAGAGACAACCCCCUCGACCUCCACAUCCACAAACUCCCCGGCAACGACGGCAAAGGCCACUGGUUCGGUCGUCGCAGCGUCCACGAGGGCCUCCCAUUCUCCACAUGGCAGGCGAAGCUGUCGAGCGAGAUGGCCGAGACGCUGAAGGCGAACCGCGAGCGCAUGAAGCACGGCCAGACGCCCGACCAGUCGGUCCGCGGCAUCGGGGCCGAGAAGCAGGUCGAGACUAUUGAGGUAAAGGAUGAGAGUGGGGGGAAGGUGUUGGCCCAUGUAACUGUUUUUCAUGUUUCGGCGCAGUUUCCGAAGCCGACGACGCCGAGGGAUUUUGUUACGAUGAUUGUUAGUUGGGAGGUCGGAGUUGAGGAAGGGGGACGUUUUUGGAUGAUGAUUUCGAAACCCGUGGAGCAUGCUGAUACGCCGCCUUGUCAGGGAUAUAUUCGGGGGCAGUAUGAGUCUGUGGAGUUUAUUAGGGAGAUUCCGGUUACGAGGGGAAGUGGUGGUGAUGGCCAGGGGUCUGGUAAUGGGGAGACGGGGGCGGCUUUGAAAGAGAAGCAGGGUGGUGAUGUUAAGGUGGGCGAGGGGCCUGAGGAGACCAACCCUGUCGAGUGGAUUAUGGUGACGAGAAGUGACCCUGGAGGUAACAUACCUCGGUGGAUGGUUGAGAAGGGUACUCCGAAGAGUAUCUGUUCGGAUGCGGUCAAGUUUCUGGAUUGGGCUUGUCGCGAUCCUAACGCGUCCGCCGAGCAAGGUAUGGACGAUGGUCGCAUGAGAAGGAGAAACAGCCUACAUACGGCUGGCGUGCAGGAAACUGAAGAUAGUGAGAUCAGCGAUUCUGAAAUUUCGGAUACCGAGGUGGAGCAUCAUGGUCUCAUUGCCAGCUUUGCCUAUCUACUCAACGCUGGAUUGGAACGAUACGCCCCCCAGGCUGUGCUGGACUAUAUACCCGGCCACUCACGCCAUUCAUCAGGAGACAUGUCUGAUGUGACUAAAGAGGACAGAGAGAGAGCGCCCCGAUCCAGUGGGGAUCCCGCUCCACAAAGGGAUGCAAUGGAAAAAGAUAAGGAUGAUGCAAAGUCCCAGCUUUCGCAGGACAAAGCGUCCUCGAUAAACUCCGGCCUCGCCACCCCAAUCGAAUCUGGACACCUCAAUAUCUCCGCUGCGGAGUUGGUGAAGAUAGAGAAGAAGGACGGCAAGCUAACCUCGCAUGAGAAACAGCUUGCUAAGCUAGCUCAACGUAAACGUGAAGUCGAGACUCACCUGGACCGAGUACGAGAAGACAUCAGAUCCCUCCAUCUACCAUCCCGCGAGGAAGGGUCCAAGAGAGACAAAGCAUCUGCAGCUGCAUUGGCGGCCGCCGACGCUAGCAGUGACAGCAGCAACCAGCGCCAAUCGUCAGAACUCCGCUCGUCGAGCAGUCCUAACUUGGCUCAUCUUCCAAGCAGUCGCGACACAGCGAAGAUGCACAAGGUCGCUUCGGGCUUAUUCAACGAGGAAACCAAGCUCCUCAAGCAGCUGGGGAAGAUCGAGAGGCAUCAGCUCAAGGAGGCAUCAAAGAUUGAGUCUAAACAGCGCAAGCAAGCAGACCAUGAAGAAAAAACGAAGUCUCGAACGGAGAAUGAGAUCUUGCGCCACGAGAACGACCAUCUGAGGAAAGAACUGGAGCGGCUUAGGAAUGAGCGACGACAAUGGCUCGAGCUGAUCGCGUCCUUGCAAACUGAGAACACCCACUUGGCGGCGGCAGCUGGAAAAACGGAAAAGUGA